Mytilinidion resinicola is the source of this 1335-nucleotide messenger RNA. RefSeq lists its product as uncharacterized. The record is from RefSeq and is a predicted model, not a curated record. NCBI's taxonomy places the organism in Eukaryota, Fungi, Ascomycota, Dothideomycetes, Mytilinidiales, Mytilinidiaceae. The coding region runs from base 1 to 1335 and encodes 444 amino acids. Gene Ontology annotation, cellular component: mitochondrion. The transcript has 7 exons. Gene Ontology annotation, molecular function: oxidoreductase activity; molybdenum ion binding.
AUGACGUGGGACAUCACUCGAACCAUGUCGAGAAUCAAAAGCACCAGACUCCAAUCCAGACUCCUUUCAAUUGAAGACCGAAGAGCCCAACUUCCCCGAGGAGAGGGAGGCUGGAAACGCUACAUAGAAUGGGAGCACUACCCCGAAAAGAAAAAGCAAGCCGCCGCCUACCUAUCUCAAUACAACUUCCCCAACAAUUCCAACUCAGCCCCUUUCCCACCACCAACCCCAUCCUCUCAGGCAUCCGCUGGAAACAAUCCCACUACGCCCUCGGCACGACCCUCAAAUACAUCCCCUUCCAUCUCCUCGUCCUACGUCCUCGCCGAAAAAGCCCUCGACAUGCUCCACGUGCUCCAAUUCCCCUACAACGGCGAACACCCCCGCGCGCGCCUCGUCACUUCGCCCAUCACGCCCAACGGCGACCACCUCAUCCGCAACCACGGCGGCAUCCCCGAGAUCGACGCGGGCGCCCUAUACGAUCGACAUCGGCGGGCUGCGCCGUCGUCACCCAUCCAGUGCGGCGACACGCGCCGCAUCGAGCAGAUCCGCGCGUACCCCGGCGAACGGCGCCGAGCUGAUCAACGCGCCGUGGGGCGCCGGCGGCCAUCGGGAGCGCGCGCUGGACGGGCGUGUCGCUCAUCGCUCAAGAAGGCCAUCAAGCACUGCGGCGGGCUCAAGCGCCCCGCCGCGGCGCAUCUCGAGCUCUGCGGCGCGGAUGCCGACUUCCAGAAGGGCCAGCAGGUGCAGAACUACGGCGUGUCGGUGCCCGUUGGCGGGAAGGUCAAGGUGAAUGAGGUGCUGCUCGCGUGGGAGAUGAACGGCGAGUCGCCUGCCGAGGAUCCAUGUAUCCAGGAUAUGCCCGUCAGUUCGGCUGUCAUGACGCCCGUCACGAUGGAACAGAUCGUGCAUGAUGGGACUAUCAAGCUACGGGGGUGGGCGUACAGCGGCGGCGGGCACUGGCCGGAGCGUGUAGAGGUGAGCUCGGAUGGCGGAGGGAAGUACUAUUACGCGUGGAGGUUGUGGCAGAUUGAUUUGCCUGUUGAUGCGGAGGGGUGGUUGGACUUUUGUGUGAGAACGUGGAAUAAUGCCUUGAACACGCAGCCAACGUUUGUGAGGAGUGCUUGCUGGGACCUCCAUGUCACGUCGUCGUGCCAUCGCAUCAAGAUCUACAGCAUCAACCACUCUCGUCCAGCAACAGCGGCGCGACUGAAGUGGCUAGAGGAGGAGGGGAUUACAAUCUUGCCAAUUACGCAGCCCAUAGAGUUGAGUCUUGAGAGCGACGAGGAUUAUGAUAGGGAGAUGGAAAGGAAGAAAGGGCGCGAUCCGAUUGAGUAA